Messenger RNA from Drosophila gunungcola (fruit fly), 782 nucleotides. Its product is annotated as zinc finger HIT domain-containing protein 3. Bases 308 to 739 code for a protein of 143 amino acids. Lineage: Eukaryota; Metazoa; Arthropoda; Insecta; Diptera; Drosophilidae. Gene Ontology annotation, cellular component: pre-snoRNP complex; nucleus. The record is from RefSeq and is a predicted model, not a curated record. Gene Ontology annotation, biological process: snoRNA localization; maturation of LSU-rRNA from tricistronic rRNA transcript (SSU-rRNA, 5.8S rRNA, LSU-rRNA); box C/D snoRNP assembly. The transcript is spliced from 3 exons. Gene Ontology annotation, molecular function: protein binding.
UACAAUGAAUUUAAUAUUCCAUUUACGAGUGUUAUCGUUAAAAAAACCGUCUUAAAUUACCAUGUAGUUGCGCGAUUUAAUACGUAUUUUAUUAUUAUUCUGCUUGCGAUUUGCCAUUAACUUUUUGAUUCUCUACCGCCAAAAAGAAAACGGCGUUCCAGAAGGGCCUCAACGGCUUGGAACUCUAAGGACAGACAAAAGCUGGUUGCAGUAACAAUGGCCUGGAACUGUAAAGGUAGACAAGAGCUGGUUACUGCGACACCCGCACAUCUGUUUUUGUUUGGCACGCUGAUUUGGUUUGGAUAAGAUGGAAAAUUGCAUUAAUUGCGAGGAAAACACGCGAAAAUACAAGUGCAGCAAGUGCUCGGCGCCUUACUGUUCUGUGGCCUGUUAUAAGGCCCACAAGGAUUCGCCGCAAUGCUUGGCCAAGGAUUUGGUUAAAGAAAAGGAGAAAUCUGCCUUCCACGAGGAACCUACGCUCCAUGUUCCCUUCACCACCGACGACACUGUGCCCAUGGAGAAGCUGCAGCAAUUAGAAAACUGCCCUAAUCUGCGAAACUUGCUCCACAAUCCGCACUUGCGCUCGCUGCUCCAACAGAUUGAUGUGGCCAUCAAUGCCCAGACGGCCAUGAUGGCCGGCAUGCAGGAGCCUCUGUUUCUGGAGUUCGCAAAUGCCUGUCUGCAGGUCGUGGAACCCAUGUCGGAUGCGGAGCGCGCUGAAUUCGAGUUGUGCUCCUAAAAACCAACCAGUAUCUCAAUAAAAACAGCCAUAUAUUUUGUAA